Molecule: messenger RNA, 549 nt
Organism: Babesia sp. Xinjiang
Lineage: Eukaryota; Apicomplexa; Aconoidasida; Piroplasmida; Babesiidae
Exons: 1
Coding region: 1-549 (182 amino acids)
Source: RefSeq, a predicted model, not a curated record
AUGAAUUUGAACCAGGGUUCAGGAGCGACCAGCACUCCACAGACUAUAUUGGUCAUGCAAAAUGACGAACAAACGAGAAACCAAAAUAACUCACCCUUCGCUUGGGUCGACACCAACGGUGGACAGUCACCUAGUCCUAUAUGGAAAUGUCAAAAGAUUUUGGUGUUGUUCUUUUUGGUAACUCUGACAAUCGCCGCUGUUGUGCUGACCGUGACCUUCACUCUCUCUGAGAGCAGUGACAAUGCCAAACCCGAGGAGUGGAUGGCAGAAGAAUUUCCGGGUAAGGGGAUAGAACCCAUUGUUGAUCCAACAAAUCCACGUGUUGAUAACUUCUCUUACGAAGGCGUGGACAGGAUGCUCACUUGGAAGACUUCUAGAGAUCCGAAUAGUAGCCUGAAGCUGCCAGAGUUCGGCAAAAUUACUGAACAAAUCACGGAUAUAACUGACAAGCUUAUAAAGCCGGACGUCGUCAGCGAUGAGUACCACAAAAAUUUGUUCAAAGAGGCGGAAAGAGAGGUAGCGAACCGAUUAAAUGGUAUACGAUCUUGA